Messenger RNA from Diachasmimorpha longicaudata, 3153 nucleotides. RefSeq lists its product as uncharacterized. The record is from RefSeq and is a predicted model, not a curated record. NCBI's taxonomy places the organism in Eukaryota, Metazoa, Arthropoda, Insecta, Hymenoptera, Braconidae. The transcript has 2 exons. Gene Ontology annotation, biological process: proteolysis; DNA integration. Gene Ontology annotation, molecular function: aspartic-type endopeptidase activity; nucleic acid binding. Bases 1 to 3153 code for a protein of 1050 amino acids.
AUGAGCGACCUCAACGAGCCCAGUGACAGCUCAACCCUCACGCAAAAGGAUGUUCAGCAGGAGUCGUGCUCCUGGGCUGAUGCAGCGGAGGAAAUAAAAUUAACGGUGGUUGAUGAGUCCCUCAACAUCGAGCCAACCCCGCCAAGGCCAAUCAAAGUGAGGCAUUCAGAUAUAGGAGUCUCCGAGCAGGACAUCAGCGCAUCUCAACGCAGCAAACUUCGGUUGCUGAAAAACAAGGCGCAAAUUAUCACAGAGGUGUAUAGGGAAUUGUCUCGCAUAUACGAGACGCAGGCCCAGUACACCGUUGAGGAACUGGAGAGCCAGAGAGAUAUCGUUGAGUCUGAGUGGGCAGAACUCAACAAAAUCAAUGAACAAUUGAUUGAUUCUCUCCCCGACAAUCAUGAACAUCACCAGGGCAGAGAUUAUGACGAGGCGUCCCGAUACAAGAGAGGUUGUUUAACCUUAAUGGGACAGAUAAGAGGCCAGAUAGUCAACGCGAGAGAUGCAGCCAGAGCCCAGGAUUUGACGUACGCUCAUCAACUGGGGACCCUAAAAAUAAAACCCUUCGAUGGAAAGAGAAAAGAGUGGAGGGAAUUUAGUGAGUCAUUCCUGACGAUGGUAGGGAAUGACGACACUAUCCCCCCCGUCAAGAAACUCAUGUGGUUGAAGACGUUUUUGAAAGGACUACCAGCCGAGCUCAUCGCCACCUUCAAUACGCAGCCAGCGAGCUAUGAAAAAGCGUGGCAGAAACUCGUCAGGAGGUACGAGGACCCCAGGUUAGUGGCUCAAUCCCUUUUCAAUAAGGUAUUAGACUUACAGCAAAUCCACAAGCCCACUGCCGAAAUCCUCGGAUCCAGAGCCUCAGCAGUGGUCGAGACCCUCGACCAACUGAAGGAUGUGCCAGGACUCGACUCUGAGAACAUCACCGAGCAACUCUUCGCCCACAUAUUAAGGAGAUCACUGGAUGUGGACACACUCAAACAAUGGGAGGUCAAGUUGGGCACAUCCAAGGACUUUCCCAGUCUACAGGAGUUCGUAGACUUUCUUGAGGCUUAUGGAAGAGCUCUCAACGCAGGAGCCAGUCUCAAAGAGUAUCAUGAGAGCGGUCCAGCAAAUAGGAAGCUCGUCACGAAGUUAAAGGGUGGAUACACAGCCACUCAACAGCAGGACACCCAUUCUACAGAAAGGCUUCUCCCCAAGACGAACUGCGCGUAUUGCAAGGGAAGACAUUUCAUCGCAGCUUGUCCACUGUUCAAGACACUCAUCCCUGUAAAGAGGAACGAGUUCGUCGUGAAUAAGGAGCUAUGCUUCAGGUGUUUGGGUCCCCAUCGAAAACCGAAGUGUAAAUCUACCAAGACAUGUCACGAGUGCAACAGGGAUCACCACACGCUCAUCCACAAUGGGAGCUCGUGGACAACGGCACCAUCAACUGGAGCAGGAUUCCGAUCAACGGAGAGGAAUGAGGAGCACCAAAAGCCAGGCACCUCAACCAGAUUAAGUACAUCAUCGGCAUCAACGGAGAUCAUCGACCAGAGGAUCAAUGAGGAGUCAACGGAAAUCCACGCAGUACAUCAGCCAGAAGAAGACCAACAAGCGGUAUUACUGGCCACCGCAAGACUAAGAGCACACUCACCCAGAGGAUUCACGAUGAAAGCGAGAGCGCUAAUUGAUCAAGGAUCGGAGCUAUCCUUUAUUACUGAUCAAUUAGCACAUCAACUGCAACUCAAUAGACGGCCAUCAUCAACAGAACUAAUAGGAAUUGGCGGACUCAACUCAGGCAUCACUCAGGGCAUAGUAAAUGUCAGUCUUCAAUCAAUUCAGGGGCAGAAGCAGAUCACAAUAAGCGCCCACGUACUGAGGAAAUUGACAACUACACUGCCAUCAUUCUCUUGUACGUUAGCAGACAUCGGCUCACUAGAGAACCUCCACCUAGCCGAUCCUCAAUAUCUCAGACCUGGACCGAUCGACAUCAUCAUAGGAGCAGACUAUUAUGGGCGGAUUAUCGAAAACCAGAUCAUCAAGUCUAGACGAACAGCAGUAGUUGGCCAACGCACCGCAUUUGGUUGGAUACUAUCAGGACCAGUCAAAUGCACCAGUUGUUCAACAAGGAUUUCACCAGCCAGGCUAUUUCUCCACACAGGAGUGGACUAUGCAGGUCCAUUCCCCAUCCUGAAGUGGAGGCCAACAAAUGCACAACCAGGAACAGUGCAUAUAGCAGUAUUCGUGUGCUUCACCACGUCAGCAGUUCACCUAGAGCUCGUCAACAGGCAGACAACAGAGGCUUUCAUCGGCGCCUACAAAAGAUUCACAGGAAGACGUGGCAUUCCAGCAGUCAUGUAUAGUGACAAUGCCACCACCUUCACAGGAGCAGCAGAGGUCCUAGAGCAACUUUAUCACCAGGAGUCAAGAGAAAACCAACAAGUUCAGGCUGUCCUCGCAACCCAUGGAACUCAGUGGAAGUUCAUCCCGCCAAGAGCACCACACUUUGGUGGUAAAUGGGAGGCAGCCGUGAAAUCCGUGAAGUAUCACCUGAAGAGGAUACUAGGACCAUCAACACUCACAUACGAAGAGCUCAACAGCGUGAUCAUCCAGAUAGAAGCCUGUCUCAACUCCAGACCAAUCUGUCCCAUGUCAGAUGAUCCAGAAGAUCUCCAGGUGCUCACUCCAGGACACUUCCUGGUAGGAGAGCCCCUUCAACUAGUACCAGAACCAUCUCUUCUCCAGAAACCUAGCAGCAAGCUACAGAGAUGGAACCUCGUCACCCAGAUCACCCAACAAUUCUGGUCCAGAUGGUCUAAGGAGUGCUUGCAGAGAUACCAAGCAAUCUACAAAUGGAAGAAUCAACAGGACAACAUCAAGGUCGGCGACAUGGUCCUGAUGAUGGAUGAAUAUCCACCCGCAACGUGGCCAAUCGCCAGAGUCAUCGCAACACGACCAGGAGCAGAUGGACUCACCAGGGUCGUCACAGUGAGAACAGCAAGAUCCCAAGUGUCAAGACACGUUGACGGAUCACCAGACCCUCAAAAUAUAAGGGUAACCUACGCAGAGUUUGACAGACCAAUUGCCAAACUCUGUCUACUACCAUCAGAUCCACCACCAGCAGAAGAACCUCCAGAGGAUCAACAAGGGGACCUCCAGGAAUCACAGGACUGA